Molecule: messenger RNA, 2286 nt
Organism: Cyprinodon variegatus (sheepshead minnow)
Lineage: Eukaryota; Metazoa; Chordata; Actinopteri; Cyprinodontiformes; Cyprinodontidae
Product: gastrula zinc finger protein XlCGF57.1-like
Exons: 2
Coding region: 540-2069 (509 amino acids)
Source: RefSeq, a predicted model, not a curated record
AAAAACAAAAAAAAAACGUUAGCUUGUGUUGCUAAUUUGGGAUAGUAAAUGGAUGUCUCUCUCAUUUGACAGACUCUGUAAGAAUGUUCUUUCUAUCUAAUUGUUUUGAACCACGAAGACAAUUUUAUACUGGUUGGAGCAGAACAGGAUCGUAUUUGUUUUGAUCAGUAAAUUAUAUGCAUUGUCAGCCACCGAUGAGCUAAAGCAGCUAACGUGAGGAAAAAAAGAAGGCUUUAAAAGUUAAUGAUUUAAUGCUAUAACGCCAGUCUUCUCUCUGACUUUGCGAGGUCUGGAUGGGGAGACCGAGUCGACUGUGAAUGUCUUCUCCACCUCUUGUCUUUCACCAAAUGAUUUGAGGAAAUUACAUCAGAACCAGAACUUCUGUCCAAAGCAUCAGACUCUUAACUCUGCAUCAUCGCUUCUGCUCUGCUACUGUGUACAUUUUCUGUAGGGUUAGAUGAUGAUCACAAAGAAGAUAGGGGUUAUAUUGCCUUGAAGGUGCAGACUGGGAUUGUGAAAAGGAGAAUCCCUGGUAAAGGAUGUCUGACAUGGUGAAGACUGAAGCAGAAGAGCCUGGAGGGCCAGGUUAUGUUCCCCUCUUAGCUGAACCUUUUCCAUUAAAGAUGGAGCACAUGCAAGACAGAAAAGACCUCGCUCAUCAGAUGCUGGUGAUUAAAGAAGAGGAUACACAUGGCUGUUCCCCCAGUUUGGACCAGCAGGACCAAGAACCUUCUCGCAUAAAGGAGGAAGAGGAGGAACUAUGGCUCAGCGAGGGGGAAGAGAAGCUUACUGUGAAGAGUGCAGAAGAAGCGAAACCUCAAUUAUUAGAACUUCAUCAAAUCAAAAGUGAAGACAACAGAGAGACAGAAAAUCCAACCCUCAGUUCAGCUGAUCCGAUGGAAAAACAACCUAACGGAGGAUACUGUGGAGGUCCAGAACUAGACUUCGACUCAGAUCCAGUGUGUUCCUAUCAGAAAAGUAAGAUAACAGUUCACAGAAGGGGUAAAGGAUCUAAACUACGCAUCAAGCUGAAUGCCCAGGGCCAAAUCCAUAAAGGAGAGAAAUCAUUUGGUUGCAAUAUUUGUGGCAAAAGAUUCAAACGUGAGACUAACUUCAAAUUACACGUUGUGAUUCACAAUGAAAAGAGAGAACAUAUUUGUAAUCUUUGUAGUAAAGGAUUUAAGAUAAAGCGCGCUCUUCAGACACACAUGAGACGGCACACAGGAGAGAGACCGUUUGCCUGUGAAAAUUGUGGUAAAAGGUUCCAUGCAAAGAGUAAUCUCACGAGUCACUUAAAAGUCCACUCAGAAGAAAAACCAUUUUCUUGUGAUGUUUGUGGUACUAGGUUUAUAAGAAAUGAAAACCUUAAAAGGCACAUGUGGAUCCACACCACAGAGAAGCCAUUUGUUUGUAGUGUUUGCAAUAAGGGAUUUUCACUGCAGCAGAGGCUGGAAACUCACAUGCAUGCUCACAAGGGAGAGAAACUCUUUAUGUGUACUGUUUGUAGUAAAGGAUUUUCCAGACAUGAGAAUCUUAAAAGGCACAUGCGUGUCCACACAGGAGAGAAACCGUUCGCCUGCAGUUUUUGCAGUAAAGGAUUUUCACUACAAGAGACGCUAAAGAGUCACAUGCGUGUUCAUACGGGAGAGAAGCCAUUUAUUUGUAGCAUUUGUAGCCAAGGAUUUUCUCUGCAACAGAAUCUAAAGAGCCACAUGUAUGUUCACACGGGAGAAAAACCCUUUAUUUGUAGUGUUUGUAAUAAAGGAUUUUCCCGGCAGGUAUAUCUAAAAAGUCAUAUAAAGGUUCAUACAGCACCUUUUAGCUGUAGCAGUUGUAGUAAAUGUUUUAUGAAUGAAGAACAGCUACAGAGACAUGUGAGAUUUCACUCGGAGGACAGGCCGUUUAGUUGUGAGGUCUGUAAAAGUAGAUUCAAUCAAAAGAUUCAUCUUGAAAGUCACAUGCGGGUUCAUUCAGGAGAGAAACCUUUUGUUUGUAGUGUUUGCAGUAAAGCAUUUUCACGACCAGGGGAUCUGAACAGACACAUGGGUAUUCACAAGGGCUACAGCUAAUGAUUGAUUGACAGCUAAUUUUUCAAUAUGAUUUUAGGCAAUGAAAUUAUUAUAAUAAUCAGGGGCUGAAAUUCACUGCUAAAAAGUGGGAAUAGCGAAUUAUCUGAUCCGCAAAUCCAUUUUUUUUAUAAUGUGGGAAAUUCCCCCUUAAAAAAAAAAAAAUCGUGGGAAUGUGUAGCUACUAAUGUUGAUGUUUUCGGAUUUACACAAAGAAGAA